AGAGUCCGUGAUUGAAUGCUCCCAGACAAGGCUUCCCUUUGUUAGCAAAAGAAAAUAAAGCGUGCAUUCACAUCCCCAAGUUGAGGUGCGAGAGGAGCUCUCGCAGCAGAGCGGACACCAACAGAAAGCCUCUUCCACCUUCUUGUCUUCCUCCGUCUGGUCCAUUUUCUUCCCGCUUCCCCGCCCCCCCAUAAAAAGGAAAAAAAGAGUGUGGGUGCGGAGAUGGAGUAUGUAUUUAUUUUACAAAAAUAAAUCAUCAUCUUCAGGCUAUUUGUAGACCGGAACCUUUCAAGCAAUGAGUGCGCCGCAUGGACCAGUGCCCUGGCGACUCCUCCGUGUCCGCGUCACCCCGGGGGCCACCCUGGUGCCCGCGCCGCCUGCGCCUCGGCCUCCGGCCUUCCAACUCCCUUCCUCCGCAGCCGCUGUUCACCCUCUGCUGUUUGUUUGUCCGCAGAGCGCCCAGACACCGGAAACAGUGGUUCCCUGAGCGCCUGGAGCUGGAGACACUCUCGAGUUCAGUCUUCGACAUCUUUCGAGGUCUGCGCUGGGCGGCCAUUGGCGGCGGAGCGUCACGUGACCGCGGGGGCGUGCCAAUGUGCGCCCUCACGGGUGUCAAGCCCCUGUCAGAGUGUGCGAUCAAGAUCGUGAAACAACGCGAUGCAAAAAGCGACCUACUACGACAGCUCGGCGAUCUACGGUGGCUACCCUUACCAGGCAGCCAACGGGUUCGGUUAUAAUGCCAGUCAGCAGCCGUACCCGGCGUCCGCAGCACUGGGUGCCGACGGCGAGUACCACAGACCCGCCUGUUCGCUCCAGUCGCCCGCAAAUGCCGGGGGCCACCCCAAGGCGCACGAGCUGAGCGAGGCGUGUCUGCGCACCCUGAGCGGUCCGCCCAGCCAGCCCCCGGGCCUGGGCGAGCCGCCCCUGGCCCCGCCGCCGCCGCCCCAGGCCGCGCCCCCUGCCCCACCGCAGCCGCAACCCCCGCCGCAGCCCCCUGCGCCUGCCCCUGCCGCGCCCCCGCCCCCCUCGUCAGUCUCCCCCCCUCAGAAUGGCAGCAGCAACCCCACCCCCGCCAGCGCAGCCAAGAGCCCCCUACUCAACUCGCCCACCGUGGCCAAACAAAUCUUC
Molecule: messenger RNA, 1128 nt
Organism: Physeter macrocephalus (sperm whale)
Lineage: Eukaryota; Metazoa; Chordata; Mammalia; Artiodactyla; Physeteridae
Gene: HOXA3
Product: homeobox A3
Exons: 2
Source: RefSeq, a predicted model, not a curated record